Messenger RNA from Andrographis paniculata, 2046 nucleotides. Its product is annotated as O-fucosyltransferase 20-like. The transcript has 6 exons. Lineage: Eukaryota; Viridiplantae; Streptophyta; Magnoliopsida; Lamiales; Acanthaceae. Gene Ontology annotation, cellular component: cytoplasm. The coding region runs from base 202 to 1803 and encodes 533 amino acids. The record is from RefSeq and is a predicted model, not a curated record.
UAUCCCCACUAUUCUUUCGAUCAAACGCGUUUCCGCGCCGUCCCUCGUCGUCUUCCUCAGAUCAGCUCAGCUGUCUCUCCCAAUUCUCUUUCCAAGAAACCCACACCUCUCUGCGUCUCCUUUCCCAUCUCUCUAAUUAAAUUGAAAAUCCAUAUAUUUAUUAUAUGGUUUUUAAUUCGAAGAUUUGAAUUGAAUUGAUCAAUGGCGUCGAAGAAGAAGCAGCAGAGCUACAUUUCCGUCCCGUCGCAGAUCAUCGCCUCCAUCUCACAGGCCUCCCUCGACGCGCUGCUUCUUCAGCACCACCACCAAUCGCCGCCGCACAAGGCCAGCCACCACUUUUUCCGGCGAGUCCUCCGUAGCCCCAGGUUUUUCAUAUCCCUAAUCUUCGGAUUAGGGUUUCUCUGUAUGGUGGUGACGUGGCUCAGUUUGAUCCCUUCGAUGCCUUCUUCUUCUUCCCAGCCCCCCUGCGGCACUGGUAAUAAGGAGGCCACAUCGUCCUUACCGACGCCUGUUCCCGAUGUCGGAUUCUGGAAGCAGCCCGACGGGAUGGGAUACCGUCCAUGUCUGGACUUCAGCGGCAAUUACAGAAGGGAAGGGCGCGAGGUCGUCAAGGACAGGCGCAAGUAUUUAAUGGUGGUUGUCUCCGGAGGGAUGAAUCAGCAGAGGAAUCAGAUUGUCGAUGCUGUCGUCAUUGCAAGGAUCCUCGGAGCUGCCUUGGUUGUCCCCAUUUUGCAGGUCAACGUCAUCUGGGCCGACGAGAGUGAAUUUGCCGAUAUAUUCGAUUUGGAUCAUUUCAAAACUGUCUUAGCAAACGAUGUAAGAAUCGUUUCCUCACUUCCAUCGACGCAUUUAAUGUCUCGCCCAGUCGAGGAGAAGAGGACUCCCCUCCACGUUUCUCCUCAAUGGAUCCGAUCGCGCUACCUUAAACUGCUUAGGAGGGAUGGUGUGCUUUUAUUACGCGGUCUCGAUUCAAGGCUGUCGAAGGAUCUUCCUUCGGACCUGCAAAAAUUGCGUUGCAAGGUGGCAUUUCACGCUCUACGAUUCGCGCCGCGAAUAUUGGAACUCGGAAACACGUUCACGGCAAGAAUGCGAAGCCGGGGGCCGUACCUUGCGCUACAUUUACGAAUGGAGAAGGAUGUCUGGGUGAGGACCGGAUGUCUUCCCGGUCUAAAUCCCGAGUACGACGAGAUGAUAACCAACGAAAGAAUGGCCCGCCCCGAGCUCUUGACGUCGCGUUCUAACAUGACGUACCACGAUCGGAAGCUCGCCGGCCUAUGCCCUUUAAAUGCGUUCGAAGUCGUGCGAUUGCUUAAGGCGCUCGGAGCUCCGACGAACACUCCGAUUUAUUGGGCGGGAGGCGUUCCAUUGGGAUCGAAAGAAGCCUUGCAACCGUUGAUCCGGGAAUUCCCUCAUUUCUACAACAAAGUCGACCUCGCAUUACCCGGCGAACUCGAACCGAUCGAAAAGAAGGCGUCUUUAAUGGCAGCCAUCGAUUUCAUAGUGUCGGAGAAUAGCGACGUGUUCAUGGCGUCGCAUGGCGGGAAUAUGGGCCACGCCAUUCAGGGGCACCGAGCUUACGCGGGGCACAAGAAGACUAUAAUCCCGAACAAAAGGCACAUGCUCACGCACUUUAUGAACUCGUCGAUCCCGGAAGCAGAGUUCGGCAAGAUAAUACUAGAGUUGCAUCGCGACUCGAUGGGACAACCCGAGCUUAGGACAAGCAAAGUCGGGAGAGAUGUGACCAAGUACCCCGUUCCCGAGUGUAUGUGCAACGAUACGGCGUCGCGACACUCUUAUACGUGAAACCAACUGGGGCGAGCUGCAUGGACUUGAGAUACUUGUGAAUACGGCGCGACGAGCUCGCCAGCGGCGGCCGGCGGGAUCGGAGGAGUAGAGAUGGAGAAACUGUAGAGGAAGAUAUGUGGUAUAGGAUUCAUUCUUCAAAUUUUGGCCUUCAGCUCUGUUGUUUAAUUGAUUCUUUGAUGUUGUACUUGUACGUUGGAUUUGUGUACAGAUAUAUAUACACACACGGUUACUUAGGAUAAA